Molecule: messenger RNA, 2430 nt
Organism: Fusarium tjaetaba
Lineage: Eukaryota; Fungi; Ascomycota; Sordariomycetes; Hypocreales; Nectriaceae
Exons: 1
Coding region: 1-2430 (809 amino acids)
Source: RefSeq, a predicted model, not a curated record
AUGGCUCAAGUUCUUGGCCUUGAUCCUGAGGCCUCUGUCACGUCGGGCAGUGGCGCUUCCUGUCCUCGCACAACAAUCCCCCCAGUUCUCACUUCUUCUGUAUCUGCAUCUACUGUCCCUAAAACAAAUCGGCAUUCGUAUCUGCAAAGGCCAGGCUCUCAAACCCAAGCCCAAGCACGUACCCGGCCAAGAGCAAAAUCUGCAUCAAAUUUGCUAGAUGGUCCCGAAAAGGACAAGGACUUGCGUUUUCACGACGACACCUUCAUCGAUCAGCAGCAGGAGGGGGACGGGGAACCGCAUGAUGGCCUUGCAGAGCUCAUUGACUUUUUGAGGAAUUACAGCCCUCCGUCAGGUAACUUUAUGUCUAUCCCUGAUGGAAUUCCCCCAGAGGACAGGGGGCGAUGGCACAGGCUUCGAAAGUUGGGCAAGAGGAGUAAAUCACUCUCCAAGUCGCCUCAGACCAUUCGGCUUCCAGACUCAGCUGUCUCAGGCACAACGAUAGGAGGACAUCGACAUAUUGCAAUUUCCAUUCCCUUGGACGCCUCGCCAUUUGGCCGAACUCCCAGGUCUCAGUAUCCCAUAUACCAGCACCGGAGUGUAAAGCCUCUCACUUCCCAGUAUGCUCCUACCAGAGCAGUCUUGAACGACAAAGGCGUCGUGACUGUGUUACGGACUGUCGCCGAGGACAGAGAAUCGUCGCCCUCGGUGAGCCCGGCAAAUUCUCAGCUUCUUUUAUCUACUAUCCCUCAAAGAUCUCCAAACUCAUCGAUCAAUGGACACUCUACUCCGGCCCCUAUUAAUAGCAGUAACCAAAGUACGGCACCGGAACAUCUGAACAUUUUGGCAACGCCUCCUCCGAGGGUAGUGACCCCAGACCAAGUCAGACAAGCAAAUGAGCUGGGCCGACGAUUUCAAAGCAAUGAACAGGGGGACACAAAUGCAGGAAGCCCAAACAAUCACGAUAGGAUCCCUUCACGGAAUCCCAGCUUGGCAGGGGGUCGCUUCGUACACCUCGGCGACCUGUCGAUCGAUACUAUGAUGUCUCAGUCAACCAAGACAGAAGCCCAUCAGGUUCCUACUUCACCUGCCCGCCCCGUAUCCCAGGACGGAUCUUACCAACCUUCACUUUCCAAAAGCAUAAUGACAACAAGCGAGAAUGAUCCUGUUGUUGCAGAGGCUAGGCCGGUCGAGGCAAGACCAGUAUCAGCCAGGGAAUCGCGCAUUCGAUUGACCACGAAGAAAACCGAGGAGCCUCCUGUUACUGUGAUUACCAAAAGCCCACUACGUGUCCAACGUCAAGGUUCUAGGAAACAAACAACAAAGGAGAUGUCAUCAACACCUGAAGCCAGAUUGUCACAGAGCCGCCGUGACAAGGUCAGGGACAAGAAAAAGAAGGAUAUGGAAGCUGCCUCUUUGAAACGGCGCAGUAUGAUAUCUAUUUCGAUGGACCUGCAGCCUGAUUCUGAGCAGGAGACUAUCAGAGAGGCGCCUCAAGAAAAGGUAGAAGAGCCACCACCAUUGCCACUCAGGUCUCCCCAGCGCCAAAGCAUGUGCCCCAUCAUGGUUGUCGCCAAUGUCAAGCCAUCACCUCCCCCAACAGCGGUUGGCCCAGCAUCCCCAAAGAGACAAACGACCACAAACCCAGAGGACUUGACAUUUGCUGUGAAGUUGAAGCGGAACGAGGCGCCUAAGCAAGAAGACGACACGUCCAGUCGAGCAAUUUCUCCAUCUCCACCCUCAUAUCAAAACGGGUCACCGACGCCUCCGCAAUCCGCUCACUCAUCACCAACUCAUAAACUGGACUCACAGGAUAGAACUUCCCUUUCGCGACGCCGGGAGUGGAGUGCUGCUCGAGAACAAGAACGUAAACGAAAAGAAGCUGCCUCGAACGCCAGUCCCCGACCCAGGGUGAGGAGGGCGGUUACUAUGAGAGAAGACACCGGGGACAAAGCGCCCACCGCGGAAAAGGAGGUUUUGCGAAGAUAUGAGGCAUACCGCGAGUACCGCAUCAGAGAGAUGGAACGCAGAAUCAGGAGAUUGGAGCGCAACGGAGAUGUCUGGCUUCGUGCCCUGGUGCCAGUAUUAGACAAUCUCAACCGCACGCUCGCUAAUUCUCAAGACGGGCACCCAAGCGGGGCGAAGGGGUGGAUAUCUGAUGAUGACCGUUCGAACUUCCAAGCAACCUCUAAAAUGAGACCAUCGAGCCGAGGACGCAUGAUGGCAAGGACCGGGACAUCAGAGCGGGAGUUUCUGGAGCAGCUUGUACGAACUAAAGAGGAGCUUGAGGCUGGAAGUGUCAGCGAUGACAUGAGCGGUUUUGAUACGAUAGAGCCUCUGAUGAGAGAACUGGCCGGUCGAUCUCGACUAAGCUUUGAAGCAAGAUCACUCGGAAUGGGUGAUGAGGGAUUACUGCAUUCUCUUUCCGAGUAG